AUGCCACGCUCCUUUUUGGUGAAGCAGCUGAAGGUUCAUGAUUUCUCCUCUUCCAACUACCACCAUCAGAACCAGCAUCCCUUGGAUGAAUCUUACAGUGUGACACAUGCCAUCACAGAGUCCGCCACCAACUUGGCCGUCUGUUUAAGCGAAAAUGGCUACAUCCAAGAUUACAUCAUCCCUUCCAUGUGCCAGAGCACAAAGGAACCAGGCUCCAAACAGCAGCAGAUUGGGCUCUCCUCAGGGCCCCUGUAUUCCCCGGGGAGCAUGGGGGGCAGCGGAGGGGAGGAGUUUUCUGACCAUGAUAUGGAGCAGCCAGACAGUCCCAUCUCCAGUGCCACGGCAGAGUGCGAAAGCAGCAGCCUGCUGAGCCCCGAGCCUGAGGGCUGCACCACGGUCAAUGCCUUCCUCAUCUCUGAUGGUCGAUCUCACCGCAGGACCAACCAGCGGUGUCCCCGUAAGGGGGGAAGCCAAUCAGACCGCACCGACAGAGUCAGCUUGCCAGAUCGCACCUCCACCAAAGGGAAAUCCAAGGGGCGCCACAUUUGUGGCGAGUGUGGCAAGUCUUACGCCACAUCCUCCAAUCUGAGCAGACACAAGCAGACUCAUCGAAGUCUGGACAGCACGCAGGCCAGGAAAUGCCCCAACUGUCACAAGGUGUACGUGUCCAUGCCGGCUCUGGCCAUGCACAUGCUGACCCAUGACCUGAGGCAUGAGUGCAAAGUGUGUGGCAAGGCCUUCAGCCGACCCUGGCUGCUGCAGGGCCACAUGAGGUCCCACACAGGAGAGAAACCUUUCGCCUGUGCCCACUGUGGUAAGGCCUUCGCCGACCGUUCAAACCUUCGAGCCCACAUGCAGACACACUCUGCCUUCAAGCACUACACCUGCAAGCGCUGCCACAAAAAGUUUGCACUAAAGUCUUACCUUAACAAGCACUAUGAGUCGGCCUGCUUCAAGGGGUAUGGAGGGGAGGAUGACUGCAGCUCCGAGGACUAA
Lampris incognitus (smalleye Pacific opah) is the source of this 996-nucleotide messenger RNA. RefSeq names its product transcriptional repressor scratch 2-like. The transcript has 2 exons. Gene Ontology annotation, molecular function: RNA polymerase II cis-regulatory region sequence-specific DNA binding; DNA-binding transcription factor activity, RNA polymerase II-specific. The coding region runs from base 1 to 996 and encodes 331 amino acids. Gene Ontology annotation, biological process: regulation of DNA-templated transcription. NCBI's taxonomy places the organism in Eukaryota, Metazoa, Chordata, Actinopteri, Lampriformes, Lampridae. The record is from RefSeq and is a predicted model, not a curated record.